Messenger RNA from Vigna radiata var. radiata (mung bean), 9108 nucleotides. Its product is annotated as pentatricopeptide repeat-containing protein At5g18475. The record is from RefSeq and is a predicted model, not a curated record. Lineage: Eukaryota; Viridiplantae; Streptophyta; Magnoliopsida; Fabales; Fabaceae. The transcript is spliced from 3 exons. Gene Ontology annotation, molecular function: protein binding. The coding region runs from base 201 to 1760 and encodes 519 amino acids.
CCUUCCUUCAUUACAUCUUUUAUUUAUAAGAAACUAUUAUAAUAAAAACAAAAUAUCCCUAUAAUUUAGUAAAAACUAUACAAAGGAAUGUGAAAAGACUGGUUCGCCCCUACUGAGUUAGACAGUAUCGUUUUGGUUAGGUUUUUGUUGUUUGGGGCUUCUCCUCAGUUUCAAAUAAACGCUCCUUGUGCAACUUCCAAAUGCGACGAACUUGUGAGGUAGAAUCUUCAAACUUCAUCAAAUUAUCAGCAAUUUACCGUAGCAAGCACAUCUCUUCUGAAUCCUCAUCGCUCCCAUGGAUAUCUCCGCUCAAAUUCACCAAACCCGCAAAACCCAAACCGGAUCCUCCGCCGGAAACCGCCGCGGAACCUCCGAGGAAGCGGAAGUUCAUUUCUCACGACGGCGCCAUCGAUUUGAUAAGACGCGAGAAGGACCCGCAGCACGCCUUGAAGAUAUUCAACAUGGUUUCACAACAGAAGGGGUUUCACCACAACAAUGCCACCUACGCCAUCAUUCUCGAAAAGCUCGCUCGCUGCAACAAGUUCCACACUGUGGAUCAAGUCAUUCACCAAAUGACCUACGAAACCUGCAAAUUCCACGAGGGUAUAUUCGUCAACCUCAUGAACUAUUUCUCCAAAUCCUCCCUUCACGAAAAAGUGCUCCAAGCUUUUUUCUCCAUUCAACCAAUCGUGAGGGACAAACCCUCCCCCAAAGCCCUCACCACUUGCCUCAACCUUUUGCUCGAAUCGAACCGCGUCGAUUUGGCGCGACAAUUGCUCUUGCAUGCCAAACGCGGUCUAACGCACAAGCCAAACGUUUGCGUAUUCAAUAUCCUUGUGAAGUAUCACUGCAAGAAUGGAGACCUGGAAUCUGCUUUUGAAGUUGUAAAGGAAAUGAGAAACUGUGAGUUUUCUUACCCUAACUUAGUUACCUACUCCACCCUUAUGGAUGGACUUUGUCGAAAUGGAAGACUCAGAGAAGCCUUUCAAUUGUUUGAGGAAAUGGUUUCGAGGGAUCACAUUGUGCCUGAUCCUCUUACUUACAAUGUUUUGAUCAAUGGAUUUUGCCGUGAAGGGAAACCUGACCACGCUAGAAAUGUGAUUGAGUUUAUGAAGAGUAAUGGAUGUUAUCCGAAUGUGUAUAAUUACUCAGCAUUGGUGAACGGUUUGUGUAAAAUUGGGAAAUUGGAAGACGCAAAAGGGCUUUUGGCUGAGAUGAAGAAUGCUGGUUUGACACCGGAUGCAGUUAUAUACACUAGUUUGAUCAAUUACUUGUGUACGAAUGGACAAGUUGGUGAAGGUAUUCAGUUGCUUGAAGAAAUGAAGGAGAAUAAGAUUCAAGCUGACACUGUUACGUUCAAUGUGAUACUUGGGGGGUUGUGUAGAGAAGGUAGAUUUGAGGAGGCUCUAGAUAUGCUUGGGAAACUCCCUCAGCAGGGUGUGUAUUUGAACAAAGGUAGCUACAGAAUUGUUCUGAAUUCCUUGACCCGAAAAGGUGAGUUGAAAAGGGCAAAGGAGUUACUGGGGUUAAUGCAAAGUAGGGGUUUUCUGCCCCAUUAUGCCACUUCAAAUGAAUUGUUGGUUUGUCUUUGUAAGGGGGGGAUGGCCGAUGAUGCUGCCAGGGCACUAUUUGAUUUGGUGGAGAUGGGUUUUCAGCCAGGACUUGAGACAUGGGAAGUUUUAAUUGGGUUAAUCUGCAGAGACAGGAAGUUGUUGUAUGUUUUUGAGCUGCUUGAUGAAUUACUGGUCACAGAUACAUGAUAUGUAUUGGAAUUGGAAUUGCGAAAUGAAGUAAUGAUAUUAAGAGGCAACUGGUGCUCAGAAUCUUUCGUUGGAGAGAAAGGAUGAUGUAGAGGUUUUUUGUUCAGCAAGAAAUAGCAAAGCCAUUGAUUAAGUUCAAAUGUGGCAAGGCAUCCAGUAUAAAAUUUUCAAGAGGAAAUCUGUUGCAUCAGAUGGAAGUUUUGGACUUGUCUUAUAUACGAUUUUCAAAAGCAAUUGGUGCUCAGAAUCUUUCACCAGAUAGUAAAGUGAUAUUUUCUUCUCGCAGAUCUUCUUUCAUCAGAGAGACAUGAUAUUAAGCUCAUGAGCUCAUCUAUCUGAACAUACACCUCCAUUUUUUUAUUUUUCCAUUUGAGUCCCUGUCAUUUUUUUUAUUUUUCCAUUUGAGUCCCUGUCAGAUAAUCCUUGACUUUUUUUUUAAGUCACACUUUCCAACAAAACCCUACGCCGCCUCCUACCUACCCUGCCUCCUCCUCUCUCUCUUAUUUGUUGUAUUAUCUUUGCAUAACCAAACCCUACACCACCCUUCCUCCCGUCUUCUCGUUCCUCUCCUCCUCCUUUGCUUGUCUUUUCACACUCUCUUGCAGUUCAUUCUCACAGUUUACCUCUCUUCAUUGUUCUUCGGUGGCUGUUGUGGUGGUGUUGAGGGCCUUUCCUUGUUGCAGUGGUGGUUCUUCCUUCUCUGUCUCUUCUUCCUUUUGCAUGGCGUCUAGGAGAUCUUCGACAUUUGUUCGUAGAAGAUGCAUUGAAGAAUAUCGUGUAGACGUCAUUCAUGAGCAUGAGGAACACGAGUAUAUACAACAGGAGUAUGGUAAGGAUGAUUAUGUUGAGCAAGAAGAUGUUCAACAGCACGAUGUUAGUGAGAAAGAAUAUGAAGAUGAAGAUCCUGGAUUCCUAGGAAGUCUACAGGACACCUUCUUGCUUAUCCAUUAUAUCUAGUAUGUUGCAUUUGCUAUAUGAGUUGAAUUAUGAGCACCUUCUUGGCAUGGGAAGGAGGCAAGUGUCGAGGAGGUACACAAACCUCGAUCCACGAGUUUCACGAUACAUAUCUUGGAUAACAGGCCAUGCCUUUUCACCUAGGCCAACAAAGCAACAAUGCAUCGAUAACUGCAAUGACCAUCGACAACAUCAACAAUGUAUGGAUGACAGAUCAAAUGAAUUUGAUUUAACAUCGGUACUGGCCCUCGUGCAACUUUUUUGGCCUUCGAUUUAACUUGUGAUUUUUGUGAUGAAGGCUCUAUCCUCUAAUGCAAAAUGUCAACGUGCUCAAAAUAUGAUGGGUAACGUUUCGUAGACCUCUCAUGCAAUGUAACUUUAGUCUUUUGUUCACCUUUUCUUUUCACUUUAUGCGAAGGAGGUAUUGUAGAUGUUAUUUCUGGGUAAACAAUUUUGACUAGCUUCUACUUGAUAUUGAUUUUUUCACCAAUGUCAAUUUUCUUGAAUCGUUCCUCUAGUAGUUCAACUUCACGAUCAAUGCUAAACUCUGGAAGCGAUUCAGUAGACACAAUACUUGAAAUGCUUAAACGGGUACACAUGACAUGUAUUUUACUUAGAGGAAUUAUUUCAGACUUAUAUCGUGCUAAUACACAACCACAUGGUAUGCCGUAAGUUGAUCUCAAAAUGCAUCCACAACGGACACUAUCUAAACCUAUUUGAUUUACUCGCUCAACUUCAUCGGUAAUAAGUCCUACAGUGUAUCGUGAAACACGUCCAAUAAGUCUUUUAUAUCUCAAUCCUUUAUAAGCAUCACUCAUUAGGUUAAGACUUUUUUCAAAUGAUGCCUUGAUCUUAAUAUGUUGUAGGACAAUGACGUUAUGCAUAGCAUUCCAACACGAGCAUAGGUCUCUCAUACUAGAUCCCUAUAAUAUCUUGAGGUUUCAGUGCGUAGACUCAAUUCUGUCACAGAACACAUUAAUACUAUCACAACAAAUAUGAAAUACAUAAGUAAACAAAUUAACAAUAACAAUGACAUGUUUGUUGUAGUGUUGUCUACAUGCAUCACUUUGUUCAUCCAUGCCUUGACGAAGUAUGCCUUGCAUGAAAUGAUCCAAGUAAGGUUCACAUAAUCAAAAAAUAGAGGUCAAGCAGUAGAGUCAUACUCAAGAUGAUGAACAUAAACACCAAACAUCGAUUGGUCUUUAUAGUCCAUCACAUUUUGCCACACUUCCAUCAAGACAUUUCAUGCGUCAACAUUAUCCACUAACAUCUUGCAUUUUUGUUUGACAUUUUUCAUAAUGUGGAAUGUACAAAACAUCUGGUACGUCUUAGGAAACACAUUACCAAUGACAUUUAUCAAAGCAAGGUCUUUGUCGGUGACAACAACGCGUGGACCACCAUCUGAUAUCAAUAGUAAUUCCUUUGAACCUUUCAAUUGUUCAAGUGAAAUUAUUUUGACGUUCACUUGAAACCAAUGCAAAGGUGACUGUGAAUGUCAAACCAGUUGAUGUGACUCCAAUAAUCUCAAGCAACGAAAGAUGAUAUUUAUUCGUCUUGUACGUGGUAUUCAUUAAGAAAACAAUAUUAAAUGAAUUCAACAAGUGCACUGAAUCAGGAUGUGUCCAAAACAUGUCACUUACCACGUCAGAAUCGUCUAAAGAUGUAUUUCAUUGGAUGUAUUUAUCUCUAUCUAACAACAUCAUUAACUGUUGCAUUUCAGUUAUCGACUCUCUCAAAGAUCGUUUGUAAGUGUACUUCACGUUAUAUAUUUGUUUAAUACUGGUCACAUUAACUUAAUUAUGUUCUUUAAGAGUUAAAAGAAUAUUAUGAGGGCUUUACUUGACUCUUAGUCAUGUCAACAAGAAUUGACUGUACAACAGCAUCUAACUUUCCCGCGAAAGGAUGACCAACCAAAGUCUCUGCUAAUUCAUGGUUAUGAUAGCCGCACAUAACCUUUAAUACCCAACCCUGUCCUUUAGGUUUACUCCUCAACAUAAACGGACACUCACAUUUUCUUGUGUUAGAUACACUAGGCUGAACAUAUGGCUUAUACUUCUUAUACUUCCCACUCCUUUCACAGUCUAACAAAAUGAAUGUCUAUCUUUCAGCUUCACCAUAGUUGAUGUAUCAGAUCUUAUAAUCACGACAACAAUUCCAAGGUCGAAUGCAAUCUUUCGAACCCAUUCAAUUAAACCAGCGCUUGAGGGAAAGAUUUGAUCAAUGGAAAACUUAUUUGUGUAAUCACCCUCAGUCACUUCAUUUAGAAAAGAAGAAAAUUUGAACAUAAAGCUAAAAUUUAUUUAAGAAUCGAUAAAUGGAUAGUUAUUCAUCUUAUAAUAUUAAAUACAACCUACAACAAACAUUAAAAUAUUAAAAUUUAACUACUAAAAAAACAACAUAACAUAUUCGACUUUAUAUAAUAGAUCAAAAAACAUAUAUUAUAAACAUAACCGGCGUCCGAAUGCUAGUGUACCCUUUUAAGGAUGUUUACAAUUAUAUAUACCAACCUCGAUGCCUUUUUCAAAUGUGCGUAUAUCUUUCACCACCUUCCUCCUUCAAGAAUCGCAUUACACAUAACACGAUCACCACCAACGUCGAUCACAAUGACCACUAAUGUAUCACCACUUUCAGAAGACAAGCUCUCACAAAAAAGAACUCAGCGAAACAAUGAAAACAAUAAAGAUUUGGCACUUAACAGUGAAGAAAGUGAAAAAAAUGGGAAUGAGGUGCAUGCAUGGUUUAUAGAAACAAAGGGUUUAAAGGUUGUUGGUUGUUGGAAAAUCAUUAAGUCAUCAUUAAACUUGUUCAGACUUUAAUAAAUGAAGGGCAAAAUUGUCAAAUGGAAGGUGCAGACUGAGAUAGGUGAGGUGCAGAGAGCAAUCCUCUAAGCUCAUUCCUCAAAUCCAUGCUUUCCUUUCCUUGAAAUCUGUGAAAGUGAACACAAAAUCCUACAAAUUUGUCUCCCCUUAUCUUUGUAAAUAGUAAAUUGUUUAGAGGGUUGUUCCCUACACCUCACCUAUCUCAGCCUGCACCUCCCUUUUGACAUUUUUGCCCUUCCUUUAUUAAAGAUUGAAUAAGUUUAAUGAUGACUUAAUGAUGUUCCAACAACCAACAAUUAAAGCCUUUGUUUCUAUAAACCCUGCAUGCACCCCCUUCCCAUUUCUUCACAUUCUUCACUAUUAAGUGCCAUUUCUUCUCUUUCUUCACUCUUGAGUGCCAUUUCAUCAUUGUUGAGUGUCAUUUCUUCAUUGUUGAGUAUCAUUUCUUCCAUGUUUUCAUUGUUUCACUGAGUUCUUUUUUGUGAGAGCUUAUCUUCUGAAAGUGGUGAUACAGUGGUAGUCAUUGUGAUCGACGUUGGUUAUGGCUGUGUGUGGUGUGGUUCUUGGAGAAGGAAUGUGGUGAAAGAGAUUCGUGCAUUCUCGAUUCUUAAAUAAAUUCUGGUUUUAUGUCCGAAUUUUCUUCUUUCCUAAAUAAAGUGGCCGAGGGUGAUUACACAAAUAAGUUUUCCACCGAUCAAAUUUUUCUCUCAAGCGUCGAUUUAAUUGAAUGGUUUCAAAAGAUUGCAUUCGACCUUGGAUUUGCUAUCAUGAUUAUAAGAUUUAACACAACAAUUGGUAAAGUUGGAAGAAAGACAUUCAUUUUGUUAGACUGUGAAAUAAGUGAGAAAUAUAGGAAGUAUAAGCUAGAUGUUCAGCCUAGUGUAUUUGACACAAGAAAAUGUGAGUGUCCGUUUAGGUCGAAGGGUAAACCUAAAGGACAAAGUUAGGUGUUAAAGGUUAUGUGCAGCUAUCACAACCAUAAAUUAGCAGAGACUUUGGUUGGUAAUCCUUUUGCGGGAAGGUUAAAUGCUACUAAACAGUCAAUUCUUGUUGACAUGACUAAGAUUUAAAUUAAGCCCUCAAAUAUUCUUUUGACUCUAAAAAAACAUAAUGAAACUAACUUGACCAUUAUAAAAUAAUUAUAUGACGCAAAGUACACUUACAAACGAUCUUUGAGAGGGUCGAGAACUAGAAUAUAGCAGUUAAUGAUGUUGUUAGAUAAAGAUAAAUACAUCUAAUGGACUAGAUCUUUGGACGAUUCUAACGUGGUAAGUGACUUGUUUUGGACAUAUUCUGAUUUAGUGCACUUGUUGAAUUCAUUUAAUAUUGUUUUCUUAAUGGAUACCAUGUACAAAACGAAUAAAUAUCGCCUUUCAUUGCUUGAGAUUACUGGAGUCACAUCAACCGGUUUGACAUUCACAGUCGUCUUUGCAUUGCUUUCAAGUGAACGUCAAAAUAAUUUCACUUGGACAAUUGAAAGGUUCAAAGGAUUACUAUUGACAUCACAUGGCGGUCCAUGCGUUGUUGUAAGUGAUAGAGACAUUGCUUUGAUAAAUGUCAUUGACAAUGUAUUUCCUGAGACGUACUAGAUACUUUGUACAUUCUACAUUAUGAAAAAUGUCAAAGCAAAAUGCAAGAUGGUAGUGGAUAAUGUUGACGCAUGAGAUGUCUUGAUGGAAGUGUGACAAAAUGGGAUGGACUAUGACGACCAGUUGAUGUUUGGUGCUUAUGUUCAUCGUCUUGAGUAUGACUUUCCUGCAUGACCUCUAAUUUUUUAUUAUGUGAACCAUACUUGGAUCAUUCCCUGCAAGACAUACUUCGUCAAGGCAUGGACAUGUAACUGUUAUUGUUGAAUGUAAGCAACAGUACAACAAACAUGUAACUGUUAUUGUUAAUUUGUUUACUUAUGUAUUACAUGAGUGGUGCUUAUAAAGGAUUGAGAUAUAAAAGACUUGUUGGAUGUGUUUCACGAUACGCUCUAGGACUUAUUGUCGAUGAAGUUGAGCGAGUAAAUCAAAUAGGUUUGGACAAUGCUCGUUGUGGAUGCAUUUUGAGAUCAACUUAUGGCCUACCAUGUGGUUGUGUGUUAGCACGGUAUGAGCCUGGAAUAAUUCCUCUGGGUGAAAUAUAUGUUAUAUAGACCUGUUUAAGCAUUUCAAGUAUUUUGCUGAAUCGUUUCCAAAGUUUAGCAUUGAUUGUGAAGUUAAAUUGGUAGAGGGACGAUUCAAGAAGGUUAACAUUGGUGAAAAAGUCAACAUCAAGCAGAAGGUAGUCAAAAUUGCUUGCCGUGAAAUGAUAUCUAUGGUACUUCCUUCAUAUAAAGUGAAAACAAAAGGUUCACAAAAGACUAAAGUUGCACUACAUGAAAGGUCUACGAAACGUGACCCAUCAUAUUUUGAGCAAGUUGACACUUUGCAUUUGAGGACAGAGCCUUUAUCAUGAAAAUCACAAUUCAAAUCGAAGGCUAAAGAAGUUGCACGAAGGCCAGUGUCAAUGUUAAAUCAAUUUCAUUCGAUCUAUCAUCCAUACAUUGUUGAUGUUGUUGUCGAUGGUCAUUGCGAUUAUCGAUGCAUUGCUGCUUUGUUGGACCUAGGGUAAGAGGCAUGGCCUGUAUUCCGAGGUAUGUAUCGUGAAGUCCGUGGAUCGAGGUCUGUGUACCUGUAAAAAAUAUAUGAAAACAUUAUGUAAAUUGUUUCAUACAUUCCUAAAAUAUAUGAAAAUAAAUUUCUAAAACUAAAUGUGCCUGUAGAAGUGGAAUAUCCAAUUAUCUGCCUAACAUCUGCUCAUAAGUAUGUGUUAGUGUCGUUGCUCUUCAAGCAUAUCUCGCACAAGCUUUCAAGUCUCAUAAGAGAAGGAGGUACGAGACUCGAAUUAGAGUGUCAUUCUUAUUCAUAAAAGUUGUGCAUCCAAGCAGAUGCAACAAAUAGGCUCGAGCAGCGCACUCCCAAAAGCUCUUGCUCAAUGCAUUCCUAGUAGACCUCCCGGAGCCAGCUCAGUCUAACUUUUGGACCGCGUGUCUAUUUCAUCUCAGUUGUAGCUUUGGUGCGGUCCACGUCAAGCAGCUCCAUAAUAUGAGAUUGAGCCUCCUCAUACUUUAACUCCUCAACCUCACAAAAUUAACCCAUGAUGGAUAGGUGGAGCAGAUUGUGGACGUCAUCUAAUGUGGCGUUCAUCUAACUUGAGAGGUGAAAAUUAUUUGUCUCCAAGUGUCACCUCUCCGCAAAGGCAACGAUCAAUACAUGAUUGACAUACUUAUAUAAUAGGUUAACAAAGGAACUCAACCCCGACAUGGAUAUAUAAGGCUCAAUAGCCUCAUGGUACAUUCCAAAAUGUUUUAGUUUUUUUUCCAUGGAAGAUCACCUUGAUCUCCCUUCGAUCAUAAAUAACAACACAAAAAUAAACUAUCAAUUAACAUUUAGGUUGAUGACUAACCGAGUCUUGUCAUAUGGCAAAUGCAACAUGUUGGGUAUAAUGGGUAAGUAAGGAUUUGUCAUGUGGACCUCCUAGGAGUCCAUAAUCUUCGUCUUCUUGCUCACCAACAUCGUGUUAUUGAACAUCCUCUUGCUCGACGUAGU